UGUAAAGUGGUACAGCCCGCGAGGUUACCGGAAGUUGUUUCAGCUGCCAUGUUUGGUUGCUUUGUUGUAGGCUUCUACUUGGUUUCCUACAGAAUUAGUAAGUGUGGAAAUGGAGCCGAGCUGGAGUACGUUUCUUUUUCAACAGGCCAAUGAAGCCCUCCACCACCAGCACCAUGUGGCCCAGAACAGCCUGCUGCCACUACUUAAUGCAGGAGCUGAACCUAUCGACCAAAAGCCUAUCCUGCCCAUCCAGCUAGACCAGAAGCCCCCUUCCAGUGCCGCAGAUCUCCUCAAAGACAAUGUGGCCAGUGGAGGAGGCCAGCGUCCGCCAGUGCCUGUCAUAAAGAAGGAACACAAAGGCAAGACACCUUUCGUCUGUGGCUACUGCAACAAGGCCUUCCGCGACAGCUACCACCUGCGGCGCCAUGAGUCCAGCCACACCGGCAUCAAGAUGGUGUCGCGGCCAAAGAAGGCCGCCCAGACAGCCCCCACCAUGGUGCCCAUGAUCUCCACCAUGCCGCGAGAGAACAACGGCAACCCUUCCUACAUCUCCACGGUAGCGGGAAUCCUCUCCACAGCAACCACUUCUGUGUCCUCCAGUAUCAUGACAUCAUCUGCAAUGGGCAACCAGCCACAGCAAAACAUGCCCAAGAAACCCGCCAAACCUGUCAAGAAGAACCACGGCUGUGAGAUGUGUGGCAAGGCCUUCCGUGAUGUCUACCACCUGAAUCGCCACAAGCUGUCCCAUUCAGAUGAGAAGCCUUUUGAGUGCCCUAUCUGCCAGCAGCGCUUUAAAAGAAAGGACCGGAUGACCUACCAUGUUCGCUCUCACGACGGAGGAGUCCACAAGCCCUAUGUUUGUUCUGUGUGUGGAAAAGGCUUUUCCAGGCCAGACCACUUGAGCUGCCAUGUGAAGCAUGUGCAUUCAUCAGAAAGACCAUUUAAAUGUCAAGUAACGGCCUGUACCUCUGCUUUCGCCACCAAAGACAGACUCCGUUCCCACAUGAUCAGACACGAAGGCAAGGUGACCUGUAGCAUCUGUGGGAAGAUGCUCAGCGCGGCCUACAUCACCAGCCACUUGAAGACUCACGGACAGGCCAACUUCAACUCCUGUAACAAAGGCUUCUGUAACACUAUCUCUCAGUAUGGAAACGAUGUCUGCAACUCUGCCUCAGCUACACCUGUGACCAUUUCUGCCCCCAUCACCUCGGCGAUGAACCGGAGCCACAACAACAACCCCGUCACCAUAGCUGCCCAAAUGAACAUUAGCACCAACACCGUCAACAUUACAUCUCCAGUCAGCCUUCAGCACCCAGUCACCAUCACCGGGCCUGUCAACAUUGCCUCUGUCAACAUCCCUGCCUCGGCGUCCAUGAAUAUAGCCCACCCGGUCGCAAUAACGACCCCAAUGCCCAUGAAUAUGGCCGGGCCACUCAACAUCGCCAUGCGGCCAGUGGAUAGCAUGUCUUUUCUCUCCCAAGUCUUGCCUUCUUCCCCACCUUGGUAAAAAAAAAAGGAGAGAGAGCGUUGGAACUGGCCAGAGAGAAAGGGAAAAAUGAAGUAAACCAAGAGACUCCUGUCCAACAUGAUUUGCACCUCGAGCCGAGCUCUUUCUCCUCCCUGAACCACGUUUACUUCACCAAACCUUGAAGUGAACAUUUACAUGAGCUGUGCGGCCGGUAGGAUCUCCACCACCCCCCAAGACACAGCUGCAUCCCAACUUAUGUAAAGAGGCUGGCACGAGAUGCAGAACACUUGAGUAGAAAUCGAGUAGGAUUUACCUUGAAUCAGGAGACUUAGAGUAGUCAGUUAGAAUGAUGAAACUGUGAUUUGUAUCUUGACAAAGGAGAGGUGAGGAUCCCUCAAGCACCUUGAGGACCCCGUAGGAAAACACACCCGUGCUUUUGUAAAAGGGAGAUGAGACAUGGACUAAAGCAAUAACUAUAAAUUGCUGUUUUUGAUGUUUUACACGUUCUCUCCCGAAGCCUCUGGGUGUUGCUUUGUAUGUUGUUUUUUUAACUAUAGCCUGCUAAUCACUAUCUAUUUAAUGUUAUAGGAAAUGAGUCUAGUAAAAGGGACAGCAGCUUCCACUUGCAUGGAAGAAUAUUUUUUCACAGUGCUAUAGCUUUUUUUUUUUUUUUUUCCUUCUGAGAUAGUAGGUAUGCUCUUGAGGUACAGUGACUAACUUGUACAGUUGACAUAGUAAUGUAUUUUCAUGUCAGCGUUUUAAUUUUUUGCUUUCGUCAUUCGAGGGGAUAAUCUCGACACUGUCCUCUCGACAAUGAAAAUAUUUGUACUUUGUUUUUCUGUUUGUACGGAAACGCAAAGGUUUGUUUUUAUUUGCCUAUUUGUAGUUUCUUCUUUUUUUUUUCUCUUUUUUUCCUCCAUGAAGUCAGAAUGGAAUGAGUCUUGCACUGAAAGCAUAUCCUACAUACAGGUGAGCAGCAGUAUUAUCAAAGAUCAAAUUGGAGUCUUAAGUGUUUUGGUUAGCCAGCCUGCACUUAAGGGCCAUCUAGUGGCUGACCGUGGAGGAGAGGCCUGGCCUUGUAGUGAAGCUUUUUUCAGGCUGUUACUGUCAUCAUAAUGGUGACUAUUAGUUUUGUCUGACUCUUCUGUACACUGUUUUUUUUUGUUUUUUUUUUUUGUUUUUUUUUAUCAUUUAUCUCUCAUAGCCCCUAGAUGAUACUAAGGACCCCUCACUCAGGAAACACACCUAAAAGCCCAUAAAUCAUGAAUUUGGUUCCUGUUUUUAAAUUGAGUAUAUCGACCAUUUUUCUUGAUUCUUGACUUCUACAUGUUCUUUUUUUUUUAGAUUUCCAAAAAUCAUUCGGCAUUAAGGUGCUAAGAUUUGUCCAGCCUUCCAUCGGGGACAAGAAGUCCGACAACUAUUGAUUUUAAACAUAGCCGUCCAUUUAAAAACAUUGUCAAGUUCAGCUCUGGCUGCACAGUUAUGUAGCUGAUUUCUGAAUAGGUUUGAUGAAAUGCAAGUACGUGUCCAUUAAAGUAAUGGGACAAGAUUGAUGUUGCAUGAUCCCAAACACUGUAGCUGUUGAACAUUAAGUAUUUUUAAUGAAUGCCAUGUGAUCUCAACAGUGUUGCAACUCUUUGAGUUGAGACAGUUUAUACUGAAAAAUGCAAUAUGCAUGUUUGUCAUUUUUCCCAAGUUUUGUUUUAAACAAAAUGUUAGUGUAGCUUUUUUGUUAUUAUGCAUUUACGUAGAUACACUAUGAUAGCCUGUUUGCCAAAUUUGAUACAAAAAAUAUGUUAAACUGAACAAUUCUCGUGGAAUCGAACAUCUCUUUAUUUUUAAGGAAAACAAAUAAUUGGAAAUUCCAGGACCCUUGUGGAAGCAGUUGAAUGUAUAUCUUUGUACAAAACUAUUUUAGUUCCAAGGAUACGGUAGUUACAAUAGAUGUGAAAGAUAAGAUAACCUUUUUUAUAAAUCUUUUGUAUUAGAACAUUAACAAUGGUAAUUUUGUAUAUAUGAGAGGCUAGGCUUUCUGAUUAGCAGAAAGGUCAAACAUUCCUACAUUUUUUUUAAAUGUACGUUUGUCAAAUUAUUACAUAAACAUGCGCAAUGUUAUGUGCCUUUUAUUUGGGUUGUCUAAAUAAAAGAAAACUAUCAAAUGUG
Molecule: messenger RNA, 3631 nt
Organism: Acanthopagrus latus (yellowfin seabream)
Lineage: Eukaryota; Metazoa; Chordata; Actinopteri; Spariformes; Sparidae
Gene: vezf1a
Product: vascular endothelial zinc finger 1a
Exons: 6
Coding region: 110-1507 (465 amino acids)
Biological process (GO): regulation of transcription by RNA polymerase II
Cellular component (GO): nucleus
Molecular function (GO): DNA-binding transcription factor activity; RNA polymerase II cis-regulatory region sequence-specific DNA binding
Source: RefSeq, a predicted model, not a curated record